Molecule: messenger RNA, 1444 nt
Organism: Carcharodon carcharias (great white shark)
Lineage: Eukaryota; Metazoa; Chordata; Chondrichthyes; Lamniformes; Lamnidae
Gene: ciapin1
Product: cytokine induced apoptosis inhibitor 1
Exons: 9
Coding region: 141-1094 (317 amino acids)
Biological process (GO): iron-sulfur cluster assembly
Cellular component (GO): cytoplasm
Molecular function (GO): iron-sulfur cluster binding
Source: RefSeq, a predicted model, not a curated record
ACCAUCUCCCCGGGUGGAUUACCGAUCCGCAGUCCUCUCUGCAGUCCGCUCCACCAGAGCGCCGCCAUCACGUCUUCUGUGACGUCACUUUAGUCGCGAUCCGAUGACGUCAAAACAGCGCCGACAUAGAGAGAUUUUUAAUGGAUCGAUUUGAUAUAAAGUCUGGCCACAAUGUGGUUGUCCUCUGGGACAAUUCAUCCACUGCUGAGUCCGGGAUGCAACUGGUUCAAGACAUUCGGGCAGUCGCUGGGGAAUUCGGGUAUGUGGCAAUGGAAAACAUCGGGAGAUUGACCAUAUCUGCUCACCGGGACUCCAGUUUUGACCUCGUGCUCUCAGGCUUAGUACCAAACUCUGCCACCAUGCACAGUUUUGAGGUUUUUGCUGAAAUAGCUCGAAUCCUGAAGCCUGGAGGAAGAUUUUACUUCACGGAGCCCGUGUGUGUAUCAGGUGAUUCCAGCAAGCUGAAGACUGGAUCUCAGCUCACCUCUGCCCUGAAGCUGGCUGGAUUUACCGAGAUCACUGAGGUAGGGCUGUUUACGAUACAAACUGAGUCUUUAACAGCUGAGCAGCUGGGUUCCAUCAAACAAUCUGUCGGUUACCAGGGUAACAACUUGAUAAAGGUGGAGUUGAUGGCCAAGAAACCAAACUUUGAAAUCGGAUCCUCUGCUCAACUGAAACUGUCCUUUGUUAAAAAACCGAAAGCAGUUGAGAAACCUCAGCUGGACCUCAAUACGAGAAAAGCCUGGACACUGUCAGCCACAGACAUGAAUGACGAUGAUGUGGAUCUCAUUGAUUCUGAUGAACUGUUGGAUGAAGCUGAUUUGAAGAAACCCGAUCCGGCCUCGCUUCGAGCAAUGGACUGCGGAGAGGGCAAGAAAAAGAAACGGGCCUGUAAAAACUGCACCUGUGGGCUGGCUGAUGAAUUGGGUGGAAAAGGAUCCAAAGGUGUGAAGACACCACAGGUGAAAUCAUCUUGUGGAAGUUGCUACCUGGGUGAUGCUUUCCGCUGUGCCAGCUGUCCUUACAUGGGGAUGCCUGCCUUCAAACCCGGUGAAAAAAUUCUCUUGUCUGACCAGACGCUGACUGAUGCCUGAACGGAUUCUGUGAUUGUGGAUUAUUGUAAGGUGAUGUGUGAGACAGGUUCUGCUUUCCCAAAUGAACGUUCCUGUUUGAUCUGAAUAUUUGAAUCAUUGUUUUUUUGGCUCCACAAACGUGAUUAACCUUUCUUUCAAUUGGAUACCUUCAGAUUGAUGCUGUAUUCAAAUUCCUGCUGACAUUAGGGUGAUUUGUAUUCAGUUUGAAGUGUUUACUGAGAUGAGGGAAUAAAUGCUGACCUGUUCUACUGUUUUCCCACCCCUGCUGUGAAUAUUGAAUGAUUUUUGUGCUGAUUCAUUUCCCUGUAUUGUACUAUACUAUUAAAUUGCUUUCAGUCUUUUUCACUCUU